AUGAACGGUGCCACUGAGUCGUUGCCAAUGUGUGGUUAGUGGUUUUCGCGUCAGCGCUUUAGAAAAUAAUAACACGUUUCCUGAAUAUAAAACAAGUGGUUCAUCGCAUAUAAAUUCGUCAUGUCUCCCGAUGCAUUUCAGAAAAAUGUAGCGCAGUAUGGAGAUUGUGUUAUAAUCGAUUUGGGGAGUUUCAAGAAUUUAACUACAGUACUUAAGAAGGGUGGUGUGUUGCAAACACGUUUUGGAGCAAUGAGACAUGAUGAUUGUGUUGGAAAAAAGUAUGGAUCAAAGAUCCAAACAUCUCAUGGAUAUGUGUAUAUAUUAGCGUUAAGUCCAGCCCUAUGGUCAGAAACACUUCCCCACCGGACUCAAAUAAUUUAUCCAUGUGACGCAAGUUUAAUUGUCGGGGGAUUAGAUUUGGUUCCUGGGAAAUGGGUGUUCGAAGCUGGGACAGGCAGCGGAUCAUUGACUCAUUUCUUAGCUCAAUCUGUAUUACCCCAUGGUCACGUUUAUACGUUCGAUUUUCAUAGUGAACGUGUUAAGUUGGCGUCUGAGGAGUUCGAUUCACAUUCACUUGGGGAUGUUGUGAAGGUUAAUAUGCGUGAUGUUUGUAGUGAUUAUUUUCCACCAAUCGGGAGUGAACUAAAUCCAAAUGGUGUAGAUGCUGUUGUCCUGGAUCUGCCUAGGCCAUGGGUAGUUAUUCCGCAUCUUGGAUCUAUCCUUCGUCCUGAUUCAAUUGGUCGUGUGUGUUUAUUCUCACCUUGCAUUGAACAAGUUCAGAGAUCCUGUGCAGCCUUACUAGAAUCAGGUUUUAGACAUAUAAGCACAGUCGAAUGUCUGGAAAGGGAAUAUGAUGUGUCACGAACAACGUUGAAUGUUCCAAACAUGGGGCAACUAAGUGCUUCCAUUUGGCUUCAGAGUGGUUUCAAUGAAUAUGUGAAUUCUGUUUCGAAAUUCAAUAAACAUCUGCUUCCUCCUCCUAAAACAUCCGAAAUAGAGAAUCUUCAUUAUAAACGCACUCAUCCAAAUUCAGAGCUAAGUAGAUCGAUCAAUGUUAAACAACUUAAAGGUGUGGAGGGUUCUACAAAAGUUGAAAAUGACUUUACUUGGGAACCAAUUCUACAAGUAAGUUGAGGUGUUUUACGUUUUAUUAAGUUGUAUUUCAUUACUAGAGUGUCUGUUUACCACUGGAAUGUCUUUAAAUAAAAAGCAUGACUUAGUACUUUGAGACCAAAUUUUUUCAAGGUGAAUUUAUAAAAUUUCAGUAUAAUUUUAUUUCAGUCUUGCUGUUGCUGUGAAACAAAUCAGUUUGAGAUUAGGAAAUGUAACACUCCGUUGAAUCAAAACACUUUUCACCAUCUUGUACAUAGGUCACUGGGUAAUGCCACCAGUCGUCGAACGAGUGUCAGUUGAAGCCAACUGCAGGUAUCUGUACUUUGUAAAUGAGUUACAACCUGAACACGGUUAGGUUCCUCAUAAGCCAAUGUAGUUGGCUCAAUAACCUGGUCAAACUUCGUACAAACCCUCAUGGAAAGUAGGCAUUCAAGUUCAUUGACAUGAUAAUAUUAACAAUGUAGCUUGACGUGAUACAGUGAAUUUCUCCCCUGAUUCGAGCCCCAGCCCAUUUACUUUUUGGGGGAUCAAACAAUAUCUGUAGUCUUGACAAGUCUCUGCGUAAUUACUGAGCUACAGUAUCUCAUUAAUUUAGUGUACUUAUAUACAAACUGCUUGUAACCCCUCCGGGAGCUACUGCCGGUCCCAAGCCCUGAUAAAGGAGGAGGGUUGGGAAUGGGGUUAGUGACCUCAUCCCGUAGAAAACUAACUCGCUAAGAAAACAUUAACCAGAAAAAAUUAUUCAAAACAUUUAAACUCUGCCCUAGGAGUUGAAUGAAUAAUUAUGAUACCUGAUGAUGAAAGCCGAGAUUCUUCGGAAGUCAUGAGGCCGAUGCUCCUAACAACGAAAGCAACAAUUUUUCAUCGAACUUCCGGACAAUGUGGGAAACCAGGAGAGUCUUUCAAAUUGCUGCAGAAAUGAGGAAAUACAACCUAGAGGUGCUUGGGAUCAGUGAAACACAUUGGACGCAGGUUGGAAAACAACAACUAGCUUCAAGAGAGCUGUUAUACUCUGGUCAUGAAGAAGAUAAUGCCCCACAUACACUAGGAGUUGCAUUGAUGAUGUCCAAACAAGCACAAAAUGCACUUAUAGGAUGGGAAUCUCAUGGACCAAGGAUCAUCAAAGCCUUCGUCAAAACAAAGAGAAAGAGCAUUACAAUGAACGUCAUCCAAU
Messenger RNA from Schistosoma rodhaini, 2287 nucleotides. The record is from the annotation of a GenBank genome assembly. NCBI's taxonomy places the organism in Eukaryota, Metazoa, Platyhelminthes, Trematoda, Strigeidida, Schistosomatidae.